AUGUCAUUCAAAAUAUUAUAAAAACUUACAAUUAAUCAUUGGCCGCCUUUUAAGACUUUUAAUCAUCACUUUGGCAGCAUGGUCCGCUCGCCGCUGGUUUGAAGGGAGCAGCGUUACUGCCCAUUGCUGAGCAACGGAGGGGGAGAAGGCCGACGCGCAAAACCACACUCAACUGCAGCAACGACAGGGCUGGGCUCCACACGUACACUCUCAACGGCAACACACCACACCAGAAAGGAAAAGGGAGCAGUAUUUGGGAGCUGGAGGAGCAUCCUUGGCUGCACUGUCAAACUACAUUCACCCUCAGGUCACCUGACAGGACUUUACAAAGACAAACCCAAAGAUGGCUUAGCUGUGUUGUGUUGCCAGCAGUCUAUCAGCAGUGAGCUACCUGGACCAGAGGUGUGUACCAGAGGCAACGGCAGCAGGUUGCAGAGAUGAGUGUGACCUCCUGGUUUCUGGUGAGCAGCGGGGGGACUCGCCACCGACUCCCCCGGGAAAUGAUCUUUGUCGGCCGAGAUGACUGCGAGCUCAUGCUUCAGUCCCGCAGUGUGGAUAAGCAGCAUGCAGUCAUCAACUACGAAGCUGGGACUGACGAACACAAGGUCAAGGACCUGGGCAGCCUGAAUGGGACGUUUGUAAAUGAUGUCCGCAUCCAGGAGCAAAUGUACAUCACUCUGAAGCUGGAUGACAAGCUGAGGUUUGGAUAUGAUACUAACCUGUUCACGGUGGUGAGAGGAGAGCUCACUGUUCCUGAGGAGGCUCUCAAGCAUGAAAAGUUCACCAGCGGCCUCCAGCUCAGCAAGAAGCCAUCCAAUGGUGAAACAACUGCCACCACAACCACAAGCAAGUCUCCCACUAAGACCCCAACAAAGGCACUGAAGUCUCCGGGUGGCAGCAGCCUGAAGCCAGCGGAGAGUAGAGCAACAGAUGGGGUCUCUUCCUCCAAAGACCCACAAACUAAACCAGCAGACACACACAAAGCAGAGGAAAGGGUAGGAGGGGACGUUACUGCGCUGCCUCGUGGGACCCCCCUGUACGGCCAGCCAUCUUGGUGGGGGGAUGGUGAUGCAGAUGAUGAGAACUCCUUCAAACAGGAAAGCAAGUCUUCCAACAAAAAGCAUGACAGCUCAGUCUCAGACAGCAAAGAAGCACGUAGAGGGGAGAAAAUUAAAGAGGACGGCCUUCAUGCGUCCUCUGCCCACGAUUCCAGUUACUUUGAGAUCCCCACCAAGGAGGGUCACAUGGCCAAUAAUGGCAUCCAUGAGAUUCCCACCAAGGACACAGAAGGCGCUGCCACUCAUACUACUACAGCUCAAGGUCACGCCUCCUUCACCAUAGAGUUUGACAACACUUCUCCUGGGAAAGUCACCAUUAAAGACCAUGUGUCAAAGUUCACACCCGACCACCACAGAUCUCGCUCCAAGAAGAGCGGAGCAGGAAGUGGAGGAGCAGGAGGGAGGGACCUGAGCACACUGCAAGCCGCCGAGAGCAAGGUUGCCGAUUGGCUCGCCCAGAACGACCCCACGCUGGUGCGCAGCGAGUCAACGGAGGACGACAGCAAGAGCAUCAAGAGCGAUGUGCCAGUCCAUCUCAAAAGGCUAAAAGGCAGCAAGCAUGAGGAUGGCACCCAGAGUGACUCAGAGAAUGGAUUGGGCCUGCGUUUUGCCAACCGCCGCCACGCCCUCGAGGAGCGCCUAAAAGCAGCACACGGCCACGUGGGAGGAGGAGCAGCAGGAACAGGAGGCGGGAACGUAACAGUGAGCGGGACGAGAGCAUCCGGCUCCCGCACGGCCUUCAUGAUCGAGUUCUACGACGAGGAAAACCCUCGCAAGCGCCGGUCGUAUUCGUUUUCCCAAACUGCACCACUGCUGGGGGGAGGAACUGGCGGGGAGGGACUGUGUCCUCAGCCUCCCUCUCACCCUAAGGUGUUCAGCAUUUCCACCUCUGCUGCUACAGACUCGGGUAAGGUCCCAGCUCCAAUACCGGCUACAGUAACUGUAGGUGCCCCUACGGCUGCCCGCGUCCUUCUCAAGCAGAGAUCAGAGGACCCGAGUAUUGGUCGCAGCUCAGCCAGUACAGGUCUGGCGACAGGUAGCCCCACCAGCCCCAGUGAGGACACCUCGGUGGUGGGGAGAGGAGUGGGAACUGCUGGAGGGGAGGCAGGGGAUGACCACAGCGAUAAGGGCACCUACACUAUUGAACUGGAGAACAGGAACCCAGAGGAAGAGGAGGCCCGGCGCUUGAUAGACAAGGUGUUUGGUGUGCAGCAGACCCAGGACUCCUCUGCUCUGUCAGACCUGAAAGAAGGAAAAGGAAAGGAGACAGGAGAGACUGGGAAAGAGGCUCUCCCUGGUGACUCGAGCUGGGUCUCUCAGUGGGCCAGUCUUGCUGCCAAUCACACCAGGACAGACCCAGAGGGCUCAGGAGCAGAAACAGCCGCCUUCCUGCACAAAGAGAGAGCUGAUGCCUUUGAGUCCGGCGCGUCCCUCAGCAGAGGUGAAUCCUCUUCCAGUUUGACCGACCGGAAGCGCAGGACCCUCCCCCAGCUCCCCGUGGAUGAUCCCCGCGCUAAAUCCAGCCCCAAAGCCCUGGGACUGAGGUCAGAGAUUGGGGAGAAACAGGACACUGAACCCCAGGAAAAAGAGAACAAGGGAGACGGGGAGUCUCCAACUCCAAUGGGGGACGGUGAGAUGACCAGUAAACGGAAACAAGGCUCCACAUCUUCUCCCUCCAAGGCCCCUCUCCGGACUUCUGGCAGCACUGAGCGGAGGAAGAGGUCAGAGGAGAGGAAAGGAGGAGGAGGAACGGGAGAAGGAGGAGAGAAGACUGGGAAGCCUCUAGUGCGCCAGGGCAGCUUCACAAUUGAGAAACCCAGUGCUAAUGUCCCGGCAGAGCUCAUCCCACGCAUCAACAGAGGCAACAGUGGGCGCGAACGCAGUGACUCCGUGGGCAGCAUGGACACUGCUACGCUCCUGAAGGACACUGAAGCUGUAAUGGCAUUCCUGGAGGCCAAACUAAGAGAUGAAAACAAACUAGACCAGAAAAGUGGUAAAACUGGCCUCACCACUCAUGGUUCAGGUUCUGGCUUCCCCCCUCGAACAGACUCCAUCUCUCCUGAGUCAGAUGUGGACACGGCCAGCACAGCCAGUCAUGUGGCUGGAGAGGCACAGAGGAAGGCAUCAGUUGGUGGCGAACAAAAACGACGUUCCCUUAGCAGCAUGCAUCGAGAGAAGAGCAACAUGAGCACAGCUUCCAAGACCAGCGUCACCAGCGCAAGUGCCCGGGAACGUCUGGAGAGGAAGUCUAAAGCAAGAACUGCAGAAGUGGCGAGCCGGACUGAUGCACGUCGCUCUGUUCAGCCGUCCUCUGCCUCCUCCAGGGCACGCCAGCCCUCUCUGGAUCUCACUGAUGAUGACCAGACUUCUUCCUUGCCCAUCUCUGACAUCCUCUCCUCAGACCAGGAAACCUAUUCUGGACCUUUGGGACAUCCCAAACUUGACAGCAGGUCUGCUAAAACUUCCACCAGUGGGUCCUCCAAAACCAGCCGCACUCUACAGGCAGCCACAACCUCCUCCCUGAACAAGCAGGCCUCGCUGCCUCAGCCGCGACCCACAAGAGCCUCCCUUCUCCGCCGUGCUCGGCUAGGGGAUACAUCUGACACAGAUCUAGCUGAUGCAGACAGGGUUUCUGUCGCUUCUGAGGUGUCCACCACUAGCUCCACUUCUAAGCCGCCAUCCGGUCGGAAGGGACUGUCACGACUAGACAUGCUGGCUCAGCCACGUAGGAACCGUCUGGGCUCCAUCUCGGCCCGCAGUGACUCAGAGUGUACAGUGACACGGAGCUCCACCUCUUCCCCCCGCCUGUCAGCUGAGACCGCUCUGCGUCUGGGCUUGCGCUCAUCAACACCAACAGAAAACAAGCUGACAGCAAGGAUGAGGGCGAACAGCGUGUCCAAACUGAACGAGACCAAGACUAAGACCACUACAUCUGGAUACUGCUCGCCCACAGAGAGCCCCCAGCCUGAACCUGAAGGCGGUGAUGUGGACGAAGAGCUAAUGGUGUCCAGUAGCAGCAGGUGGAGACGUCUGCCCCCGGAAUACGGCUCCACCUCAGAGGAAGAGUUCGGCUCCAGCCGGAACUCUCCGAAGCAUGGAGGACGCUCCCACGUGCGGCCUCACCACCUUGUUCCACACCGCAGUUCGAGACUCAGCACCACCGCGAGCCCAGGCUCCGGCAUGGUGACGGGUCCAGGUGGAGUUGGAGUCAAACACCGCAUGAAAGAGCAAGAGGAAUACAUCAGGGACUGGACGGCACACAGCGAGGAGAUAGCGAGGUUAUUCCCAUGUGUGCGCAGGAUCAGCCAGGACCUGGCUAAGGACUUGGCCAUCUUGGCCCGUGAGAUCCACGAUGUGGCCGGCGAAAUUGACUCGGUCAGCUCAUCUGGCACGGCACCCAGCACUACUGUCAGCACCGCCGCCACCACCCCGGGAUCGGCCAUCGACACCCGGGAAGAGGUAGGCCCUGCACGUCCCACGCAGACGGAUAUACAGGAGAGCAUGAGAAAGUUGGUGGAUCGGGUGUUUGAUGAGAGCCUCAACUUCAGGAAAAUCCCGCCGGUGAUUUCAACCAAUAAGGCACCAGAGGUCAACGGCAAGCCAGUGGAGCUCCGCCCCCGUGCCCCCGACAGUCUGGAACCCCGAGCUCUGAGGAGACGCACCUGGAACCGAGAUGAGGCUGUGUUGGACAGUCUGCUGCUCAAUUCAGUUUCUCAGCUGUCCACCAAGAUCAGACACUCUGUGGACAAAACUGCAGGAAAAAUCAGGAUAUUGUUUAAGGAUAAGGACAGGAACUGGGAUGAAAUUGAGAGUAAACUGCGAUCAGAGAGUGACAUACCACUCCUGAAGACUUCCAACAAGGAGAUCUCCUCAAUUCUGCUCGAACUCAAGAGAGUUGAGAAGCAGCUUCAAGUGAUUAACGUGAUGGUAGACCCAGAUGGGACUCUGGAUGCCCUGGCCAGCCUCGGCCUGACCAGCCCCACCACACCUGCCAAACCCCAAACUGCCAAAACAACAUCCCCCUGUGCCACCAGCCCUGGGUCUGUGCCCCCCGCCAAAGAACCGAUGCCAGAGAGCCUCCCUGGGCCUGCAGGAUCAACAGCCAGGGUUCAGGCUUCCUUUCCCAGCACGCAGGAGGCUGCACGAGACCCCAGCCUCGCUCUGGGGUUAACAGGAGUCGGAGGGUUGCCCUUCAACCGCAUGCGGCCAAGCGGAGAGGAGGCCAUCGCACAGAAGUGAACAGAAAUCAAUGUUAUGUGAAUAAAUAUGAACUGGAUUGGA
This is a messenger RNA of Scatophagus argus, 5339 nucleotides long. It is a transcript of the gene cep170aa, whose product is annotated as centrosomal protein 170Aa. Gene Ontology annotation, molecular function: protein binding. Gene Ontology annotation, cellular component: centriole. The coding region runs from base 438 to 5297 and encodes 1619 amino acids. The transcript has 25 exons. The record is from RefSeq and is a predicted model, not a curated record. NCBI's taxonomy places the organism in Eukaryota, Metazoa, Chordata, Actinopteri, Scatophagidae.